AUGGAGUCGCCAAUCUCGAGUGUUUGGUCAUCUUUGAAGAUAUCAUCAAUUCUCCUGAUAAGAAGUGCGUUGUGCAAAUGGCUGACGAUGCCUCUACGUGUAUCUUUUCCUCGGAAGCUGAGGAAUACAUCGUAUUGCUUCUGCUUCAUGACACGAGAGCUUCAAAACUCAAAGACCAGACGAUCAAAGGACCAGGCGUCUUUGGACCUGUGGGUCGAUGACUUGGCCAAGAUUAUUGAGUGUGAGAAGAAAGGAACUUUGACUGCGGUAGUGCCUAUCUUCUUCCAACUUGAUCCUUGGGAUAUCUCAAAUAUGUUAAGAAAUGCAGGAAAAAACGCACACAGCAUGCAGGGGAGUCAGCGGGAGACCCUGGAGACUGUGAAGAAGUGGCUUGACGGUCACGUUAUUAACAAAUCUGGAUUUUAUUCCUGCGACUGCAAGGAUGACUCAGAGCUGGUAGAUAAAGUUACUCGUUUCGUUUCUGAUAUUCUGACAUCUUCCGCAUCAAGAUAUCAUCAGACUAGUACUGGUCUAAGCCCUGCUAGGAGUUUGAAGCUAGCGGAUGCGUUCAGGUUAGAUCCAAUUUUGAAAAGGGAGCCUCUGUUUUGGAAAUCAUUAAGAGACGAUACUGACACUAGGAGAAGCUCUUGUGUUGAAGAUCUGCACGCAUUAACAGUGCGAGCAGAAUCUCCAGUAAUUGGUAUUUGUGGAAUUGAAGGAGUAGGUAAGACAAGUCUUGCAAGACUAUUUUACGGUACGAUCUCACCUCUGUUUCAGGACCAUUUAUUGUUCAUUCCGAACAGGAUCCGGCCACAAGAUAGUAGCUACAAACCAUAUUCACUAGUGACUGAUCUCGCUAGUCAAGCUCUAAAAGGAAGUAGCUUCCAUGGGAGCUCUGAUACUACCAUAAAAAGAAUGAUCCAACACCGGAAAGUUCUGCUUGUUGCUGAUGGUGUGAACGACAUUAAUCACCUAAAAGGUAUAGUGAAAGACUCGAGUUGGUUUGGUCCAGGAAGUCGAAUCAUCGUAACCACUCGAGACAGAUCAUUGCUCACUCAAUGUGGAGUGGAACACAUAUACGAGCUUGAGUGUCCUAAAUAUGAGGAAGCUCUUGCUUUCUUCUCAGAGUUUGCUUUCAAGCAAAGAAACCCUCUUCCUGGUUUCGAGGCUCUUUCGUUUCGUGCUGUCCAAGUCUCGAAUCGUCUUCCUCUUGCCCUCAAAAUGUUGGGAUCGUUUUUAUGCGAUAAGGAGAAAGAUGAAUGGAUACGCACACUACGUAGGCUCGAAGCUUCACAUAAUAACUACGCUACGGAGAUUUGCAGGUAUGUGGGAGCAGUUGACUAUGCACCGAGACGUCCGAUGAAAGUGGAUCAACACAUUGUAGUCGAUGAAGCAAACCGUUCCCCAUUUUACCGCUUUGCUCUUAAGUGAUCAUUUGAUUUGAUCUCCCCCUUCUCAAAAAUAACGUUUGUAUGUUUUUAUGUAAUCUUGUGCAAAUGGUUGAAAAUAAGACGAACAAGUAAAUUUCUGUUUGUCACUAAACUCUUCUGUAUUUUAAGAUUGAUUGUGUGUUUUCUCCUUUCUAUAUUUGAUGGUUGGCGCCUUUUAAGCUAAUUCUCGUCAAUACUCGCUGUAUUCAGUAGGCAGAGAGAUCUCCGUAGAGACUGGAGCCCAUGUGUAAGUUUCAAUGGUGAUCCGAG
Molecule: messenger RNA, 1700 nt
Organism: Thlaspi arvense
Lineage: Eukaryota; Viridiplantae; Streptophyta; Magnoliopsida; Brassicales; Brassicaceae
Source: the annotation of a GenBank genome assembly